UACACAGACUGAGUCACAGGCAGGAAGAAGGGAUAAUAAUGGUAAUUUAAUAGUUGGUUUAAAACCAGGAAGUCUAGUCAUCUAAACGUGACAGGUAGAACGGCGGUGAAGGCGCACGCUCGUGUUUAUCAUGGGAACUUUUAAGUGUUUCGUCGGAGCAUUGAUCUUUACCUGCCUGGUGACUAUUUGCUCUACAUCAAUAGAAAAUGGAGGCGGGAAUAUCGUCUGCUAUUACCACAACACGUCAUACUUCCCGCCAAGUGAAGUUCCUUAUCGGCUGUGCACGCACGUCAUCUAUGCGUUCGGGAGUAUAUCUAACGACACGAUCGUCCCCGAAAAGCCCGGAGACUUGGCCAUCUACGAUGUUCUAGUGGGCUUCAAAAAAUGGAACCCCAAACUGAAGGUGUUGCUGAGUCUGCAGCAUGGGUUCCCUAGCGUGGUUACAGACACGGACACAAUGAAGAGAUUUGCGACCAAUGCAAUUGGAUUUUUACGACAUUAUCACUUUGAUGGUGUCGAUUUUGAUUGGGAAUUCCCCAAACUCUCACAAAAAUCAAAAUUUAUGCAAUUUAUCCAGAUAUUUCGAGACAUGUCUUCUCGUGAUGCCAAACUCCGUAGCGCGGACCUUCUUCUGAUUUCGAUGGCUUUGGGUAACAACAAAUACCAAGCAUCCACCUUAUACGACUACACCAUACUUAACAAAAAUAUCGACUUUGCUACAAUAAUGGCUUACGAUUUCCACAUGUACAUACCAAACGUGGACAACAUCACCGGCUACAACAGCGCACUAGUGGCUCCUAAAGGAGAGAGUCCAUAUUAUUCAACAUCUGGCCUUGUGAAGGUGUAUCUGGCACUGGGUCUAGCUCCAGAAAAAACCUUGGUUGGUAUUCCAACAUACGGGCGGUCUUACACCCUGGCCAAUGCGAAACAACAUGGACUUCACGCCCCGGCGGUCGCAAAAGGCGAUCCGGGUCCGGUCAGGCGACUCAGAGGAGUUUACACGUACACCGAUAGCUGCGCAGCUUUAAAACUUGGCGCCGUCUCGGUGUGGGAUUCAACUUCCGGGGUUCCUUACCUGUACAAAGGAAAGACAUGGGUUUCUUACGCCAACGAGAAAAGUGUUGCAGAAAAGGUUCGCUGGGCUGUGUCUAAGGGACUCGGUGGUGUCGGUGUUUGGGCGACCCAUCUAGAUGACCUAACCGGGGAAUGCCCUGGUCCCAAACUGCCUCUUAUCAAUGCCAUCCACUCAGCUAUGAAAUCCACCAGCAACCAUGAACUAUAAUACUGACUCAUUGUCAAUGCCAUCAAUUCAGCAAUGAAGUUCGCCAGGAACCAGUAAUAAUGAGUCAGGUAUAUCGUUCAACUAUAUUCCUGACUCAUUGUCAAUGCCAUCCAUUAAGCAAUGAAGUUGGCCAGGAACCAUGUAGUAUAUUAUUGACUCAUUGUCAAUGCUAUCCAUUCAGCAAUGAAGGUCGCCAGGAACUAGGAACUAUAUUUCUGACUCGUUAUCACUGCUAUCCAUUCAACAAUGAAGUUCACCAGGAACCAUGUACUAUAAUUACUAUAUUAUCAUCUACAAGGGAAUGGGGUUUGUGUCAGGGUGGAGGGGAUGCUAACAAUGAAGUUCACCAGGAACCAUGUACUAUAAUUACUAUAUUAUCAUCUACAAGGGAAUAGGGUUUGUGUCAGGGUGGAGGGGAGGCUAACAAUGAAGUUCACCAGGAACCAUGUACUAUAAUUACUAUAUUAUCAUCUACAAGGGAAUGGGGUUUGUGUCAGGGUGGAAGGGAUGCUAACAAUGAAGUUCACCAGGAACCAUGUACUAUAAUUACUAUAUUAUCAUUUACAAGGGAAUGGGGUUUGUGUCAGGGUGGAGAGGGGAUAAGCCAUGAAGUUCGCCAGGAAUCAUGUACUGUAUUAGUGACUCAAUUAUCAUCGACAAGGGAAUGGGGGGGAUGUCAGGUUGGGGGAGGGGUAUGUAAAUUGUUUGGUUUGGUGUUUUACAAAUAUGUCAUAAAUCUUCCUAAAGGGAAGUAGAUUUUGAAAAUUUAAAAUAAACAAAUAAACACAUUUUAAUUUACGUUUUCGCCCACAAAGUCAUUUAUUAACAAAGGGUUAGAAAUCUCAUAGAACUAAGUUAUAGCCAUUCUUGCUGAUGUGUGCAAAUUAAACAAUUUUAAAAGACUAUCCAAUACAAAUACAUUUGUCAAAUAAUCAGAAAUAUAUUCAAUAUAUACACUGUUUCAUACACUUCUUUUUAGUGGACAGCUUUCGUUUGUGCUUUCUGGCUUUCACCGGAAUAAACUCAAUUCGAUAUGACUCCUGUUGUGUCGGGUUACUGUUGACGUACAUGUACUGGCGUAGGAAGCGGAGGAGGGGGCAAGGGGGCAUGUCCCCCACUUUGUAGUAGCGGCGGUGGAUUAUAUAUAUUUAUACAUGUAUUUAUAUAUAUGUGUGUGUGUGUGUGUGUGUGUGUGUGUGUGUGUGUGUGUGUGUGCCCCUCCCUACACUUUUUGGCACCUUCCUACAUCCGUGCGUACAUGUAACAUGGCAUCUGUCGCAACAUGUAGCUGGUGGGCGCCAGUACGUCACUGCGUGUUCGUAUAUCUGUCGCUGUCUAUUAGUGUUCGUCACAGCUUGUGUAAUCGUAUACGUUAAGCGUGAUAUUCGUGUACGUCGCCAUCGAUUUCGUCAGCUGGGCGAACUGUUGAACCUUCUGAUGAAAAAAAAAGAGUAAAAGUAAAGAUAUAUAUAUAUAUAUAUAUAUAUAUAUAUAUAUAUAUAUAUAUAUAUAUAUAUAUAUAUAUAUAUAUACACAUGUAUAUAUAUUUGUUUGUGGUACAUUAAUACAAAUUUAUUUGAAAAUGCCACGUGGUAAUCAUUCGAACCCAUAAAACCUUUGAAUUAUUACUUCGUAGCAUUUUCAAAUAAAUUUGUACUAAUGUACCACAAACAAAUUAAAUUGGUUUACGAAUGUCCUCGUGUAUAACAAAAUAUAGCAUCCAACAUGUCGCUUUAAUAAAACGUGUAAUGCAUUA
Molecule: messenger RNA, 3038 nt
Organism: Gigantopelta aegis
Lineage: Eukaryota; Metazoa; Mollusca; Gastropoda; Neomphalida; Peltospiridae
Product: acidic mammalian chitinase-like
Exons: 9
Coding region: 131-1282 (383 amino acids)
Biological process (GO): carbohydrate metabolic process; chitin catabolic process
Cellular component (GO): extracellular region
Molecular function (GO): chitinase activity; chitin binding
Source: RefSeq, a predicted model, not a curated record